GGAAAAGGCGCCAUUCUCUUGGUGAACUGUGACCGAGACAAUCCCACAGCUGAAGAGGAAGACAACAAGGACACCAAGCUGACUUCCAUUCAAGACCUUGAGGAUAUGUCCCGUAUGAUCCUGACAACUCAGGGACCUGAUGAAGUUUUUGCAAACUACCAGCUGACUCUCCACAUCUCAAAAGCUGAUGAUGACAAAGUGGGGGUCUUCUACAGUCAAAGAAAGGAGCAGAUAUAUUACAAACACAUUCUAGGAUCCGGAAAGAUCUCCUACCAUGUGGAACGGAACCUUGGUCAAGUGCAGACCGUUUUCUACGUUGAAGGGCUGAAAUUUCCAGACAUCAACUUCUCAGGGCUUGUCACUUUUCACACUUCACUCCUGGAGCCCGCCAGAAAGGGGGUCCCAGAAACUUCCCUUUUCACAGAUUCUUUGGUCUUCCGGGUUGCUCCAUGGAUUAUGACCCCAAACACCUUGCAGCCAGUUUCUGUUUACGUCUGCAGUGUCGAUGACAAUAAGGAUUUCGUGGAACAUAUAAGGAAGCUUGCCACAAAAGCUGGAUGCAAUUUGAUUAUCUGUCCAGAAGAGGAAAAUCGCAAAGAUAGAUGGAUCCAGGAUGAGAUGGAGUUUGGGUACACCCAGGCUCCCCACAAAACGUUCCCGGUUGUCUUUGACUCCCCCAGGAACAGAGGGCUAAACGAUUUCCCCUUUAAGAAGAUUUUGGGUCCAGAUUUUGGGUAUGUAAAACGGGAACGAUCCUCCAAAAAGUCUGCUACUACCUUGGACUCAUUUGGGAAUCUUGAAGUCAGCCCUCCAGUGACUGCCAAAAGCAAGGAAUAUCCCCUUGGGCGUAUCCUAAUAGGAGCCUCUUUUCCUAGGAACAACAGCCCAAUGUCCCAACUGGUCAAGGACUUCCUCAAAAGCCAAGUUGUACAAUCUCCCAUUGAACUCUACACGGAUUGGCUCUUUGUGGGACACGUAGAUGAAAUCCUGAGCUUUGUACCUGCCCCAGACCAGAAGGGUUUCCGCCUGCUGCUGGCCAGCCCGAGAGCCUGCUUCAAACUGCUGAAAGAGAAGGAAAAGGAAGGCUACGGGAAAGCCAAAAUGCCCGAAGGAAUUGAAUUUCAGGAAGACGGUCGGCAGCCCCGUUCCAUAUCAGAAAUCAUUGCCGACGGAUUCUUAAAGAAGUGGAAUGAAUACUGCCAAAAGUGUAUUGAUUGGAACAGAAACAUCCUUAAAGAGGAGUUGGGCCUGGCAGAGGAGGACAUUAUUGAGAUACCUCAACUUUUUCAUCCUUUUCUCGAGCUCCCUCGGUCUUUUGUUCCUCAAGUGAUUACGGCUUCCGCUGAAGCUUAUUUCCCAGACAUGGUAAACAUGAUUGUUCUGGGGAAACAUCUGGGCAUCCCAAAGCCGUUUGGACCCAUCAUCGAUGGCCAAUGCUGUUUGGAGAAAGAGGUCCGCCGACUCCUGGAGCCCUUAGGGUUGUCCUGCAAUUUCAUUGAUGACUAUGGAACUUACUACCUCAAGUUCGGCGAUGUUCAUUGUGGCACAAAUGUCCGCCGGAAGCCCUUUUCCUUCAAGUGGUGGAACAUGAGGCCUUGAGGGCCUCAUCACGCCUUCUGUUUUCCACCCAGUGAGGAUGAUGAGACAGACCUUGUGCGUCUUCUCCCGCAUUUCCACAGGAAAUCCAGUAACUUUUCUAAGAAUUCCUGGGUGAUUCCUCUUUUGGUUGUUCUAUGAAGGUGCUUACGAGCUUCUCUUGUGAUUUAGACUUUCUCCAGUCUUUUCUCAUCUGUAAAUGUAUCAGGUCUGCCAAAAUGUUGUUAGUUGUAUUCCCCAAUCCCCCAAAAGAAUAGAGGGCAGCUAAGUUCAGGCAGGAUGAUCUAAUCCAGCGGUAUCAAAACUUGCGGCUUUUGGGGCGGAAGCGUCACACGCUGGCCAUGCCCAACCCCGGUUUAGCGAAGGGGAAAAAGUCGUGAUACGUCACGUGACGCCAUGAGUUUGACACCCCUGCUCUAAUCCUUCUCCUUAUCCACACACAACAAUUCUAAAACUAGUUAUAGAGGUUCAACAAAACAUUUCAUAGUCCUAGAAGGUUCAUGGUCCUUCAAAGAAUGCUAUUUCUGUCUCCUCAACAAAGCUCAGGUUUAGCCACCUAAAUAAGCCAAGUCAGAUUGUCCGAAAUCAAGAAAUCCCCAAAACACACUCUAAAAAUAGACAUCCAACAGAUGUAGAACAUUUUCCAAAAAACAAGUUGGUUCAAAAUCUUGCGAACCUGGGAUGACAGAGUUGAAGAAAAAUAAUAUUUGACAUGAAAGUACUUAGUGGCUGGUCCCAGAUGUGUUGUGAAGGCCGGCAGCCCUUCCAAGUAUAUCGAUCAAAAUAGUGAUUAUGAGUAAUUAAUCCAUAUUUUAGUUUCAUGUUAAUUUCUAUAUCAUUUCAAACCACUUGAUUUGCAAAGAGACAUUAUGAGGGUGCAAUGAUUGUGAAGUCCACAUUUCUUCAAUUUUUAAAUGGAAUGCACACCGUUGAAUUAUUAUAUAUUAACAAAAAUAGUUGCAGAGGCUUUUCUCACGAAUCUACAAAUUGUUUGAAUA
Molecule: messenger RNA, 2594 nt
Organism: Notechis scutatus (mainland tiger snake)
Lineage: Eukaryota; Metazoa; Chordata; Lepidosauria; Squamata; Elapidae
Source: RefSeq, a predicted model, not a curated record